GGGUGAGAAAAGUUUCUUUUCCGCAAAAUACUACAGUAAUUCUUCACUCUGACACUCGAACACAUCUCUGCAACAACAUACUAGUUCAGCUGCACACUUUCGCCGAAUAGCACUACUCGGACUAGCGAAAAUCUUGAAGCUUGAAGCUUGAAGCUGAACGCCCGUGCUUUUAAUUGGCCAGCUCCACUGGAUCCGAAAGUACUAAUUUCGUACAUCGCCUGAUAAUCUGAGCUAAGGAGUUGAUAAUUGCCGGAGAUGUAGUUGGAUCACUUUCGCCUCGACCGCUAGCAUCUAGCAUAUCAAGGGUGUCUGUCAUGAUUCAUCCCGAAGUUGAUGCACGGUACAAGUUUCCACUCAGUUAACAGUUAUAAACAGUGCUGUUGUAGGCGCCUUUCAGCGUUGCUCUUCUGAACCCUCUAAUCUCAAGAACAUGACCGACUUGCCUGAACUUCCCCGAUGUCUUUCUGGAGCACUCUUUCCCAGCUUUGUCUUAGCUCUUGCGAUGGCCAUGACUCUCUUGCUGCUGAAGAGACGACUCGGAAGCUCAAGCCUCCCCCUUCCUCCUGGCCCCAGACGCCUUCCGAUCAUUGGGAACCUCUUAGAUAUGCCUUCCAGCUUCCCGGCACACAAGUUCGACGCAAUGGGGAAAGAAUUGAAAACCGAUAUUAUCUACCUCAACGUUGCUGGAACGAACCUGCUUGUUUUAAACUCGUUCCAAGCAGCAGAUGACUUGCUAGAGAAGCGCUCUAGGAUCUAUUCUGGCAGACCCCGUUUCACGAUGGUUAAUGAACUAAUGGGUUGGGACCGUGAUUUCAUUUUCAUGACUUAUGGUGAGGAUUGGAAAGCACACAGGCGGUUAUUUCAACAAGAAUUCCUGCACGGUCAAGUUAAUGCGGAGCACCAUCCUCACGAGUUGAAGGCUAACAGGACUCUGCUCCUGAACCUUCUAGAUGACCCCAAGGACUUUAGGGAACAUCUACGCUUAAUGUCAGGAUCCCUCUUGAUCUCAGUGACGUAUGGAAUCGACGUGAAGGACAAGAAUGAUCGUCAUCUCCAAAACGCCGAGAACGGCCUAGAUAUACUUUUGCAUGCGCUUAAUCCCGGUUCAUUUUUAGUGGACUCACUGCCAUGGCUCAAGUACAUUCCCGAGUGGUUCCCGGGCGCAAGUUUCAAAUCAAAAGCAAGAGAAUGGAGGUCUUUACACCGACGCUUGGAGCAUGAAGCAUUCGACGCAACAAAGCAAGAUAUGGCCAGUGGAACGUUUCAACCCUCAUUUGUAUCAAGCUCCGUCCAACGAAUGCUCGGCGAUGUUGACCAGAGCACGCACCGUACACAGGAUAACGAAGCCCUAAUUCGCGAGACUGCCUCGAGCAUGUACGAAGCUGGGACGGAUGCCCUUUUCACGACACUUCUCUCCUUCAUUCUGGCUAUGACUUGCUUCCCGGAAUAUCAGGAAACAGCUCAGCAAGAGAUCGAUAGGGUAGUGGGGAACGGACGGCUUCCUGAACUGAGCGACAAGGAUUCUUUACCAUAUUGUGAGGCCAUAAUGAAGGAGGUGUUCAGAUGGCAACCUCCUGGCCCUGUUGGAAUCUCUCAUCACAUCAGUGUCGAGGACGAAUACCGAGGCUAUCGUAUACCCCGAGACACGACAGUGAUAUCGAAUAACUGGUCCAUUUUCCACGACGAAACAAUGUACCCCAACUCGUACGACUUCAAUCCAGAACGGUGGCUUACAACACUUGAAGACGGCCAGGUGGUACCAAACCCCGACAUCCGUGGUGUUACUGUGGGCUUUGGAUCUGGCCGAAGAAUCUGCCCAGGGCGACAAUUCGCCCUUUCGGCCACAUUUUUGAACGUCGUGUCCAUAUUAGCGUUAUUUGACAUCCGGAAACCCAUCGACGAAUCUACCGGGAAUGUCAUCGAACCAUCUAUGAAGUUCAUCUCCUUGUUACAAAACCGUCCCGCGCCGUUCGAGUGUAGCAUCAGGCCACGGUCAGAUAAACAUGAGAUGCUCCUUCGUAGCGUGAUGGAGCAUCUGUGAACUCUGCGCGUAGUAGCUUCCCUCAGAGCAUCUUCCGCCACCCCUUUAUGAUCUCCAGUUUCUCAAAGAUUUUAAUCGCAGACUAAAUAUAGAUCCCCUCUUUUGAAAUCCUCCAUAUGUAAAGGUCAAAACCUUUCUCGGUUUCAGC
This is a messenger RNA of Marasmius oreades (fairy-ring Marasmius), 2189 nucleotides long. RefSeq lists its product as uncharacterized. The coding region runs from base 431 to 2041 and encodes 536 amino acids. The record is from RefSeq and is a predicted model, not a curated record. The transcript is spliced from 16 exons. Gene Ontology annotation, molecular function: oxidoreductase activity, acting on paired donors, with incorporation or reduction of molecular oxygen; heme binding; monooxygenase activity. NCBI's taxonomy places the organism in Eukaryota, Fungi, Basidiomycota, Agaricomycetes, Agaricales, Marasmiaceae.